ACGUAACACGUGUUGGGUCGAGUACGUUUAUUUAAAGAGAGAGAAGACGUAGUAGUUUCACCAGAAACACGGAAUUUUCGUCACUGAUUCGUAAGGUCAAUUUAAUAUUAGUAUUAAAUUUUUAAGUAUAUUGAAUAAAAAUAUAAUUGCAAUAGCAAUGAAAUAUUACGAUAAAUAAAUAAUCACCAAGACUGUGAGUUGUGGUAUUUCAGGAACAAUCGCUCACGGCACGACCUGGUGAGAAUAAAAAUAAUUUCAAUAAAUUGUGUAUACCAAAGAAGGAGCAAAAUAACUUAGUAGAAGCUGUUUUUUAAAUAAAAACAGAAGAAAAAACACAUCAUAGAUCAUAUUAAAUAUACAAAAUAUAAAUAUAAAAUUUAAGCAUUGCUGCAGUGCAGAAGGGCUCUAUGUGCUCCACAUCAGCUUCAGCAAAUGAUACUUUAGUUUUCAAGAAUAUUGUAUCACAACAUCAAAGAAGGAUUUCAUCUGCAAAUUAUAAACUUGGUGUACGACAGAGGCAACAUGCGCAACGAGAUUACUGCAGCAGUACUAUUCUUAGUACAGCUGAUAGAAAAAAACGAAAAAUUUAGUCCUGAUCAAUUGGAAUGUUUUAAACGACGUUUGGUGGAAUUGUUGACGGAACGUUUUAAAAAUCAUUGGUUUCCAGACAAACCAUUCAAAGGUCAAGGUUAUCGUUGUAUUCGUGUAAAUGGUCAUAAUCGGAGGGAUGCAACUUUAGAAAGUGCAGCUAAUGCUGCUGGAGUAAAAUAUGAAGAUCUAUCAUUACCAGUAGAAUUAACGCUUUGGGUUGAUCCUAAUGAAGUUUGCUGCCGAUUUGGAGAGAGCAAAGGGUCAUAUUGUACUUUAGCAUCAUUUGAUGAUAAAGAAAAUACUGUACCAAUUUUUCAAGGAAAUAAUGAAGGAUUAGAAAAAGAAAAUAAACAAUCUGAGGGGCCGACUAAGAUACAGAAAUCCCCUUUGACUACUAAUACAGAUCAGCAACAAAAAUCAAAACCACUAAGCUCUGCUAAUCAAAAUCAACAGCAUAGCAAUAAUGGUACAGGUAGGAAACGCAACCUAAACAGCCCAAGGUUACACCUUAAUAGAAAUCGUUCCUGGUUUGGUCACUCCUUCAGUAUGGGCUAUGGUCCUCAUCCAAUAAGUCAACCAUGGUAUAAUAUUAUGCCUCCUCAUUUUUUGGGUGGUCCAUCUCCACCUCCUUUUAUGGGUCAUAGAGGAAACAAGUGGAUUCAUCCACCUUCCUACCCUACAGGACCUGCCCGUUUCCAUCAUUGGUCUCCCAAAGCUGCUCUUAAAGUAUAAACGAUCCCUCCCUAUGAAAGUAGUUAAAAAAUCUGUUCCUUCCCAUAAAAGAAAAAAGAAAUUCCAAAAUUCUUUUAAUAAUUAAAAAAUUUGUUUUAAUAUGAAAGUAUACAUAUAUUUAUAGUGAUAUUAAAAAUAUCUUGCUAUUAUUAAUAUUAUUAUUGAUAUUGUAUUCUUAAAAAAUUUAAUGUGAACAUUUUUAUAUUAGGAACAGAUUUAUUAACAUUUCAGUGACGAAAAUUUCCCAUUCUGUAAUUACAAAUGACCUUGUUCGAAUUACGACUAAGGCUUACGAUUUUUUAUGACGAGAAAUGUUGCAUUAUUACAUGUUAUAUAUAAAUAAUUAAUUGGAUGAUAGAUGUUUAAUUCCGGAUGCAAGGUUGCUUGUAAAAUAAUAGAUUAGACAGAAUUUAAUUAGAAUGAAUUAAGUCAUUGAUGUCUAAGACAAAAAAAUGUCAUAUCACUUGUGACACUUUUUCUGAUUAAUCCUCAAAAAAAGGAUUUAAUAGAAAAUAGAUUAUAGGUAUUUCAAGAGGGAGCAGUAUUGAUUUUAAAUGAAUUUCCAAAAUUGGAUACAAUUCCUCUUUAAAUUAUAUGUAAUAAAUUUUAAUGCCUCGUAUAGGCGAUCUCAGUUCUUUAAAUAAACAUUUCAUGAAAUUCUGUCAUGUAAUAGAAAGAAAAAGUUUCAAAGAACUUUUUCUUUAAUGUGUAUAUAUAUAUCUAGUGUAUUCACAAAGACUGGAGCUUCAAAGUUCGCCUUAUUUUUCAGUAUUGUUAUAAUGCAGAAAAAUAGAGAAUUUAGAGAUAUAAUAUACCAACUUGUUAAGAUAAUAAUGUCUUAUAACAAUAUUGACAAACCAUGUAAGCUUUGAAAUUCUAGUAAUACUGAUUUGAGAAUGAUGUUUGACGAGUUCAAAUCAACAACUUUAUCUUUUAUUGUAUGUGUAUAUUGUUGUAUUGCGUUAACGAAUAGAAGAACGAUACCUCUUUUGAAUUUGCAGGUUUAUGGUGCAAAGAAAUUUAAAAUAUUUUUGCUUUAAAGAAGCACACCAUACCUGUUAUGUAAACAUACUGCCUCCAGUAGAGAUUCUAUUAAUAAUCGUUUAUGUUAGAUGAUUAUUAACAAACGCAUGAAUUUCAUAAUUAACAUACAUUUACAAAAAUGAAUGUUUAUUUUAAUUAUGCUCAAUAUAAAAAUAUAUAUUGGGCUUAUGGUUUUUAAGCAAAACAACUAAAACUUAGCACUUAAGAAUAUACAUCUUUGAUGUUAAUAGAUCUAUAGCUUAUUGCAGUUGAAACUUUAAUUCUACCAUACUAAUACAGAUGUUGUGUACAUUCAAUCUUGUAUAUUGUAGACAAUUUAUAACUCUAUAGUAAUUUAUGCUCUUGCUUUGUUAACAUCAUAAAUACAUGCUUGAUUUUUAUUUGGGAAUUACUUAUGUAUGAAGGACUCAAAAACCAACUAAAAUAUAUUAAUUUUUUAAUUUUCAUUUCAUGCAGUAUUCUGAGAGUUACAAUAGUUAAUUUCUUUAAUACUUCUAUGUAUUGCUGUUUACUUACAUUCUUUUAUUCAGAUAUGUUUGUGUAAAUAUAUAUAUCAUAUCUCGCAAUCUAAAUAAUAAUCAUAUUCUUUAAUCUUCAAUUUGAACACUAUAUUGUUUGGUUUUUGAACCUUUCACACGUGCACGAACGUUUUAAUAUUAUUAGUAUCUAAAGUGUGCAAUUUUUUUCAAUUUAUGUUGUAACAUAGAAUUAUUCAUAAAGAUAACUUUCACUUUAUUUACGUGAUUUUAAUGUGAGAUUUAUUUUUAAGAAUUACGUUUGUGCAAAUAUAUUGUUAUCUCAUUGGCGCAUAACAUAUAAACUUUAUAUGGACUAUGUCAAAUGCAGUAUGCACUAUAUUUUAUUAGUAGAUUAUUAAUUUAUGUGGUUAAAUCAUUUUAAAAAGUUUUCGUUAAUGUUUUAACCUAUUAAAAUUGAUGGUAAUGUGAAAAAUUGAAAUUGCAUAGUAUAGUUGUUACCAUCUAUUACAUAAUAUAAAUCUAGUUGAUGACACAAAUUGGAGUAUUAUCGCUAGAUAUACUUAGUGUCCUUAGAUAAAUUUCUAAUGAUAUAACCAGACACAACAUAAAUAUUAUUGAACAGACUGUGUUAGGAAGAAUUUUAAUCAAAUAUGUAGUAUAAAUUUUGCAACUUUCAUGUUUCACAUUUAGCAUUGUUUAAUAUAUGCAUGAAAUUUGCUGUAUUGUAGAUGAUUUUUGUGUUCAAUUUGUUAAAACUUAUUCAGAAAGAGUCAUUUUGUUGUUAUGAAAGGUAUAAAAAUUCUAUAUGAAUAUAGAUAUAAUGUAUAUGUAGAGUUAAGCAAUGUUGCAUUCGGACAUAUUCUUUUAUUAAUAUAUAUGAUGCUCAACAUUUGAAAUGUUCCAAACUUUUUAAUUGUGUUCAUGAUAUAAAAAAAAAAAAAAAAAGAAAUAUUAUGCUCCAUAUAAUAACAUUUUCUAAUAAUAGAAAAUGUUCAGAAACAAUUUUUUUAUAAGAAGUCUAUAUUUGAAUAACAUGUGAUAAAACAUGUAGUAUUAAUGUACAUUUGCAGUCUUGACAAGAAAGAAAUUACAUACAUUUUGGGCAAAAAAAAAUAUAUUCCCUUUUAUAUAAAAAAUUCUUUUAUAUCUGUAACUUCUUAAGUAUAUGAGAGUUAGGCAUUAACAUUUACAAAUGAAUAGUGCUUUGGCAUAAAAAAAAAAAAAUUAAAAACCUUUAUAUCAUUUUCAAAAAAAAAAAACAAAAAAAAUGCUUUACACAGUAUUAAGAAAAAAUUUAAAAUAUCAAUUUUCAAUUUAAAAUUUUUGUUUUUGUAUAAUUAAUAUAUAGAAAAAAAUUUAAUAUGUCAUUAUUAUAUAUUCUCUUAUCAAGAAUUAUUAAGAGUGUACUUUACAAUCGUGUCAAAUAAUGUAUCCAAAAAAAAAAAAACAGAUUUGAUAUUAGCAUUAAUGUUUGGAUCAUUUCGAUUGUAGGGUAAGGCACUAUAUAAACAUAUGCAUAUAUUCUAUCACUGCUGUGUCAUAUGUUAUAAAACUACUUUUUGCAUAAUUAUGCAAUGAUAACUAUAAUCCUGUUCUACAACCAUACUGAUCUUCGCAUUUUUUUCAUAACUUCAAAUAUAUAUCUCUGUUCAAUACUUUGUUUCGUGUUAUCCAAUAAAAACUAUAUUACACAUUCAA
Molecule: messenger RNA, 4544 nt
Organism: Apis dorsata (giant honeybee)
Lineage: Eukaryota; Metazoa; Arthropoda; Insecta; Hymenoptera; Apidae
Product: maternal B9.10 protein-like
Exons: 3
Coding region: 523-1323 (266 amino acids)
Biological process (GO): negative regulation of mitotic cell cycle; negative regulation of cell population proliferation
Cellular component (GO): cytoplasm; nucleus
Source: RefSeq, a predicted model, not a curated record